CAUGUACAUUGUAAUACUAUUCGGCGCAGGUGGUAUUAUUAAGUGGUUAAGCUGAAAAUGAAUGGGCCACAGAAUCCAAACCGAUUAUUGUGGCAACAUCCAUUCGUGAAUGUUUUCAAGCAAUUUAAAGUUGAAAAUUGGAAGAAAGCUUCAAAAGAAGGAGAUGUCACCUCAGUUAUGGAUAAACACCUUAAAUGUACCGUCUUUAAAAUACAAGGUUCUAUACCAGCAGGAAAUUUUAUCCAACUUCCAAGAACGAGCACCCAAUCAUUGGGUCUUACUGGACGAUUCCUGUAUUUCAUGUUCAAGCCACUCCCGGCCAAAUAUUUUGUCAUCCACGUUGACACGGUGAGUGAAGAUGGUUUGGUUGUGCGCAUCUCGUUUUCAAAUUUAUUCAAGGAAUUUAAAUCAACGUCUACGUGGCUGCAAUUUCCCUUUGCUUGUCAACCAGCUAAAGGUAGUGUGGAACAUUGUGCUGCAGUUGGGGCAAAAACCAACUUUAUGGGACCAGCUCCUGUGGCUCAAAAAUGGACGACAUUAGUCCUAGAUCUGCAUUAUAUAUUAUCUAUGUAUAUAAACAGGAAAUUCUCUCAUUUAAAAAACAUCCGCAUCUGUGCUAACGUGUUGAUAAAGAAUUGUUUCACGUCGGAUAUCUCAUAUGAUCCUCGCAUCUCCAUCAUCCAAGCUCGGAAGAUGGGGAUCACAUCUGUGGAUGAGAAUUCUGCUCCCAUGCCGAGAGAGAUGAAUUUCUUCGUCCCAAAAAACAAGGAAUGGGAUGAUUGUUACGACAUCGUUCGUUUUCCUCUCGACUCUCCGGCUGAUCCCUCUCUUCCAUUUGAUUCGAUCCGGAGGUCAGAUCUUCCUCUCUCAUCAACUCAGAGGAAGAUUUCAUCCAGGAAGACAAAACGAAGCAACGCUGCUCCUGGAGUCAUCUCAAGUCCAGAGAGAAAAGAGACAAAGAACUAUGACAUCACAAAGGACACUGGAUCGUACCAUGAUAACCUUGCUGUUGCCACCAGAGUAAGAAGAACAAGAGAUAAAGUUAAAGUGGCAUCUGAACUACCUACUGUUGGGCUUUCUAUGCUUGAAACAUCUAACACAAGCUGUUCUGACCCCAACAUAACCAUGGUUGAAUCUGCAAAAGGAGACAUCCAUGUUUUUGCCGAUAAACCGGACAUAGUUGUUCACAGACAUUAUUCAAGCUCCACUGGCAAACCUAGUGUGGCAUCUACCGAUUUAAAGUUGAUGAAAACAACAUUUGAAGGCAAAGGAAAUAAAUCAUCUCGCCAGCAAACACUACAUGACCAAUCACAUCGCUCCAAUAAAACAUUACCAUUCGAACGCACCAAUCAAAACACUGGUGUGUUUAAUUCAACCAAUCAGAGCUCAUCGUUACAACCUGAUCCGAUUUUAAAACUUCGACGAGUGAUUGGAUUUGGAGGUCAAAGUUCAUCCUUUAUUACAUCACACAGAAACAUAUCAUUGUGGCAUCCUGGGUCUAGCUUGCAUGGUGGAAACGAUAUCAUCGUAUAUGCGUGUAACUCGGUAGUAGUUGCCAUGGAAACGGCAACAGGGCAUCAGCAUUUCUUCAUAGGACAUACUGAGAGUGUGACAGCUAUUGCCUUCAAUCAAAUGCACGGUGCAGCACCGUGCAUAUUAGCAUCAGCACAAUCUGGGGCCGGAGGUAUAGUUCGCAUAUGGAGGUUCGAGUCACAGAAAUGUGCGGCUGUCAUAAGGAGUCAACAUGCUACUAAGAUGAACUUACUCAGCUUCUCAAGAUCAGGAGCUAUACUUGUUGGGGUGGGAAGAGACGGCCAUGGUAAAAACUUGAUCAUUGUUUGGGACACCAGUGGAGCGUUACGACACGGUUCAGUGACCGUCAUUGCAAAAGCUCACUCAGAUGUUGAGAUUCAUCGAAUUGAAGUAUGCCCGGUAGAUGACACCCGUAUGGUGUCAUGUGGACGCGACAACCUUCGAUUCUGGAGGGUAAGAUCAAAUCAACUACGCUCGUGUCCCGUUGCCGUACCAACAGAUCGAAAAAUCGGAGAAUUUUCUGACGUAACUUUUGCUCGGGCAGGCAUAAUAUCCUCUAAGAAUUGCUCUGAACUUGUUGAAGAAGAAACCUCCGUCUUCACUUGCACUAAAGCUGGUUAUAUAGUAGAGGUCGACUUUCAUAAAGUUACCAUAACAAGCAUACAUAGGUUGUUCCCAUCAAACAACACCUCAACUGAUGAUAGCACUAUGAUUGGAUUAUCAUUAAACACUGUAAGGUUCACUGACUCGUACGUGGCCACUGGAUCUGAUGACGGUUUCCUUCGUUUGUGGCCUCUUGAUUUAUCUUCUGCGUUUAUUGAAGCUGAGCAUGAGGGGUCGGUGUCAGAUAUUGACAUUACUCCAGAUGGUGUUAAAGUACUUGCAUCCACCACUGCUGGCACCAUUGGUUACCUAGAUGUUGCUACGAGGAAAUAUUCAACGUUGAUGCGAUCUCAUACAUCUGUAAUACGAGAUACAUGCAUCGACGGUCUGCGACGAACCAUAUCGACAUGCUCCGAUGACCACACCAUUCGAGUUUGGGAUAUCGACACGCUUCGUCAGUUUUACGAUUUCGCAACAGUUGACGAAACGCCGACUGCUCUUGCCUGCCACCCGCUGCUGGAGAUAUUUGCUUGUGGGUUUGAGACGGGCACCGUCCGUGUGUUUCAUGUUUCGAGCACUUCCGUUUUAUCCGAACACCCUCAGGUUCACAGCGGGUCAAAGGUCGCUGCUAUUGUCUUUACUGCCUCCGGUGAAAGAUUGAUCAGCGCGUGCGAGAAAGGAACGCUAGCUUUAUUCGAUACAUCAGAUAUAGAGAAAGCUGGGGCACCAAUGAUAAGGAUAUUGACAAAGACAGCAGCACGUGGUGCGUAUGGCCCACGUAGUAUUGCUACAAGCCAUGAUGGAAGAUGGGUGGCUUACAUUGGACCGAAUGAGUUUACAAUAUCCAUUGCAUCAUCAGCUACACUCAACCAAGUUAUGAGGAUUGAUGUUUCAACUGGUGUCAAGUUAGACCCUGAUAUACUUGGCCAAAGAUCUAAGAUCGACCCUCCCCUACGUGUGCUGUUCUCCCCACCACCUGUCAAUCAUCUGCUGGUCGUAACCAAGGGCAACCGGCUGUUGAAACUCGAUUCAAAAACUGGAAGUUUGAUUUCUGUAACUGAGAAUAUCCACAGAGGAAACACAAAUGUAGUUUGUGUGACUGAUGACUGCAGCCAUCUAGUGUCAGCUGGUGAUAAACUUAUCAAGGUUUGGGAUUAUAAAAUGUCAAAGGACUUGGAUCACCAGGCGUUUAUUGGUCACAGUUCACCAGUUCAUCGGAUUAUGUUCACGCCUGAUCGAUUAUCGUUGAUUACAGCCAGCGAGGGCGCUAUAUUCAUUUGGGACUUCUUGGGGAAUUCCCAUACCCCUAUUGCCCCCGUAACCAUGGAUACGACCCAUGUUAUUGGGUUGGGACGAAGUGUAAAGGAGGGUUUGCUGAUGUCAGCAAGAAAAUCAGAAGAUGAAAGUGGCAGUGAAGAGGAGCCAGAGCCCCGGGAAUCUCCUCCUGCCCCCACGGCCCCAACCCGGGUGAAUGAAUCAACAUGGGUUCCCCCCGACACCCUUCGUACAUCGGACUUAGAUGCAAGCAACGUGUCCGAGUUUACUGUGGAUGUGGAUAUGAUGGCGGACUUGGUUGGGGGUGGGGGUCUCGUGGGGUUACUAGGGGUUUGAGGGGUUUGAAUAUCACUAUGCCGCGUGAAACAGCAAUUUGUGAAAAUGGAACUAUGAGUCAGGAAAAACCGACUCGUGAAAACGAAACAAUGACUCGAGAAAAUGGAACAAUUACUCAGGAAAAAGUGACUCAUAAAAACGGAAUAUUAAGUCAAAAAAAUGAGCGGAAUACAAUGACUCAGCAAAAUGAAGAUGCGGGGAUUCCAUCUUCUAUUGAUAGGGAUGCGGCUCCUACUGAGGAUGAAGAAGUCGAUGGAGUUCCUGUCAAGCGCGCAUGGGGUAGUUUGAGAUCAACAUCCGGAGCUGUGGAGGAGGAGGAAGAGGUUUUGAUCUCAUGUGAUCCUCCAUCAGUAGUUUCGCAUUUCGUUCCAACCACCAACUACACACAACUCGCAUCUCGGACCUAUACUGCCCCAAGUGGUGAAGAGGGGUUAAAGUUAAAAGCUGUGGUUGGUUACAAUGGCAACGGACGUCACAACUUAUGUUGGAAUCCUUACACUGGGACACUCGCUUAUUCAUGCGGUAACGUGGUUGUCAUAGAAAUCUUACAAACGUCCGAGAAACAAUAUUUACUUGAGCACGAGGAGGAAAUUUCAUGUUUGGCAAUUCAACAUGAUGGAGAGAUCUUGGCUUCAGCAUCUGGUAGCAAUGGAUUGGUGCAAAGUAUAAUAUGUUUAUGGGAUAUCAAUACUGGAGUAUGUAGGGCAAAAUUAAAACACCAUGAAUAUUCUGUCGUUAGUAUGGCAUAUUCAAGGGAUGACAGGUUCCUGGUCACGGUUGGUGAUUAUCAGGAAAAUUCACUCGCUGUAUGGAGUGCAUUUGAUGGGGAAUCCCCUCCUAUGUUACUGGCUUCAACCAAAACAAACCACUCGAUAAACCAGGUAACAUGGGAUCCCUCCAACCCGAAUGAGUUUGUCACCGUUGGCUCUUCUUCCUCUUUAUUGUUCUGGAUGCUGGAGGAGGUUGGGGAGCAGGUGAAGCUUCAUCUGCACGAGGGUGAGGUCCCGGAUGCGAUCGAAAAA
Messenger RNA from Ciona intestinalis (vase tunicate), 4769 nucleotides. The record is from RefSeq and is a predicted model, not a curated record. Lineage: Eukaryota; Metazoa; Chordata; Ascidiacea; Phlebobranchia; Cionidae.